CCUUCAAGCAGCGUAAAUUAGAAUGAUCAGAGUUACUACGUGCCUGUUGGUGUUCGUAUUCUUUGUCUUGUACAUCCAUCAAAAUCAUGCCGCCACCAAAGUGCUUUACGAAUUUCACAUCAGAGAAACCAACCAGCAGCGCGUUGAAAUGGGGGAGCUCAAGGAUGCGUCCGAGGAAUCUGACGCGGAACCCGAACUGAUCAUCACGGGCAAACGAACUUCUUCGUACGUUUUUCCCGCCAAGGAUAAUAACUAUGUGUACGUAGAAACGGCCAACUAUGUGGCGGAUAACAAUGGCUAUCAUGUCAAGUACAACAUCACCUUGGAUACCGUGGAGCUUGACCGUCGCCUCAGCGGACAAGCACUUAAGACCACCGCUGGUUAGGCGACACAUCGAGUAUUAACCUAGUGACUAAGUCGUAGCUGUAGCCAAUACUACAUUAUUUAUUCGAAGUAGAAAGUGACAAGUUCUCAAGCACCAUUGCAAAUAAUAAAAGGAACUUUGAAAGCGAGUUUGUGGCAAACAUAAAGUGGAUCCCAAACGGAUGACACUGCAGUAAGUUAUGGCACUUUGCCUUGGCUUUGUUCCAAAACUGCCACUUUGGCAUUAUAAUUUACGAGUUCGGAAUACAUACUUAAACUAUGAUAAACGAUUUACAGAUGCGGUCAAUUUGUUUUAGAGUGUAAGUGUUAGUAACAACAUUAAAAUAUAAACAUGAUUUUAGUCAAAUUGAAUUUGA
Molecule: messenger RNA, 740 nt
Organism: Drosophila mauritiana
Lineage: Eukaryota; Metazoa; Arthropoda; Insecta; Diptera; Drosophilidae
Exons: 3
Coding region: 23-385 (120 amino acids)
Source: RefSeq, a predicted model, not a curated record